Mya arenaria is the source of this 4221-nucleotide messenger RNA. RefSeq names its product cell division cycle and apoptosis regulator protein 1-like. Lineage: Eukaryota; Metazoa; Mollusca; Bivalvia; Myida; Myidae. The coding region runs from base 116 to 3259 and encodes 1047 amino acids. The transcript is spliced from 19 exons. Gene Ontology annotation, biological process: regulation of DNA-templated transcription. Gene Ontology annotation, cellular component: nucleus. The record is from RefSeq and is a predicted model, not a curated record.
CUUAAAACGAUUUGUUGACUUCAGGCGUCAUUAAAGUAUUGCAGAAACGUGCAUUAUUGACAUUUUUUUCAACCCUGCAUUGACUGAAUUGGACGUAGAGUUCUUUGAAGAAGCAAUGGCACAGUUUGGUGCAGGAAAAAACCCGCCAUGGGCAAGAGCUAGUGCAGAUUUUAAUACACCCCAGGCAAUGGGUCAGCAAAUUCUAAACCCAGGUGUGGGUGCCCAAGCGGCUUACAACCUUGCUGCUCAGCAGAACCUCCAGUCACAGUUCCAGGCUCAGCAGAUGGCAGCUGCUACCAUGCAGGUUCAGACUAUGCAGCAGCAGGCAAUGUUGCCGCAGCCGGGAAUUGCCAUGCCGACCUCCCUCGCAACCGCCAACAUGGGCACCAUCAGUUACCCAACAUUAAAAGCCCAGCAACAGCAAGCCCAGGUUGUACAGCAAAACCAGCAGCCUAAACAGCGGGUGUUCACAGGCUCCGUCACCAAACUGCAUGACAACUUUGGCUUCGUGGAUGAGGAUGUGUUCUUUCAAACUACGUGUGUGAAAGGUCAGAUGCCGAAGGUUGGUGACAGGGUGUUGGUGGAGGCCCAGUUUAAUGCCAACAUGCCCUUCAAGUGGAAUGCCACCAGUGUCAAGGUCCUCAACUACCAGUCCGGAGGAGGUGGCAGUUUACCAGGAAGCAAGCCAUCACCCCUGUUGGAUACACACACUGGUCGACGAGGCAGGGACAGAUCAGGAGGUCGGAGGUUUGACCGACGCGAGUCCGAGCGUGAUCGCCCCCAUCGUCGGGAUGAUAAAGAGAAAGACAGCAAACGUGACGGGGCAAGUAAGUCUGACGACAAGGACAGCUCAGAGGGUGGUGAGAAGAGGAAAAGGUCAAGAUCACCCAAGCGCGAGACAUCUGUCGCGUCCCGAAGGUCCCGUAGUCCAGCUAGACGUCGUCAAAGAAUCAUUCCCAGAUAUGUUGUGCAGGUCCCCAAGACUCUUCUUACUUUGAGGAAUGCCAGUGUGGUCACCCUCAAAUCCCGGUACACAAACAUGUACAUCCCCAGUGAUUUCUUCAAUGCUGAGUUCCCCUGGCACGAUGCAUUCCCAUUGCUCCGCCCUUUCCAGCUGGGCAAACCAUGCAGCUUCCAUGUAAUGCACAAGGACAUAGAGAGGGUUGGACAGAACACGGCUGUCCUUGACCCGCCUGAUGCUGACCACCUUUUUAGUGCUAAGGUGAUGCUGAUUGCCAGCCCGAGCCUGGACGACCUCUACCACAAGUCGUGCGCCCUGUCCCAGGACCCUGAGAAUGUGCAGGAGAACUUUGUCCACCCCACCAGACUUAUAAACUUCCUGGUCGGAGUCAAGGGCAAGAACGAACCAAUCGCCAUUGGCGGCCCCUGGUCCCCUUCUUUGGACGGUCCCAAUCCAACUGAAGACCCUAAAGUCCUAAUUAAGACUGCCAUCAGGACUGCCAAGGCCCUGACUGGGAUAAAUCUCAGCGCUUGUACUCAAUGGUACCGGGUAGCGGAAGUGCGUUACCUGAGGCCGGAGGAGAUGCACAAAGGCAAAUUAGUUCCCGCACGUGUAGAAACAAGUGUGAUUUAUUUGCCGGAUGUCUGGAGCUGUGAACCAACACACCUCGAAUGGGAGACUUUGCAGCUAGGUUACAAAAAACAGCUGCAGAAAAAGCUCGCCCAACUCGAUGGAAAAGAGGAGCAACAGGAAGAAGAGGAUGAGGAAGGCGGCGAUAUCGAGAUUGAAAAGAAAGACCCCACCCACUACUCAGAGCUGGACCCGAAAUCCAUGAAGAUCCUGGACCUACGUCGUGAGCUGGAAUGCCGCACCAUGAGCUCAAAGGGUCUGAAGUCCCAGCUGAUUGCCCGUCUCACAAAGGCUCUCAAGACAGAACAGGAGUUGGAGGAGGAGACAGCCACACAGAACCAGGAGACAAAGGAGGAGGAAAAAGAGAAAGAAGAAGAGAAAAUGGACACAGAGGAAGAUGAGGAAAAGAAGAAAAAGGAGGAAGAAGAAAAGAAAAAGGAAGAUGAGAAAAAGCGAGGUGUGUUGGAGCGACGUUACACUCUGCCAGAGAAGCGCUGUAUCCUCGUGUACCCCAACGCCCAGGCAAAGGGGGGCAAGUUUGACUGCUCCGUCAUGUCCCUCAGUGUCCUGCUAGACUACAGGCCGGAAGAUAACAAGGAGCACUCAUUUGAGGUGUCCCUGUUUGCGGAGCUCUUCAACGAGAUGCUGAUGCGAGAUUUCAGCUUUGGCAUCUACAAGGCCAUGAGCAAGGCUCCAGAAAAGCCCAAGAAGGAGGAAAAAAAGAAAGAUAAAGAUGAGAAAAAAGACAAGGAGGCCGAUGAGCCAGACAAGAAGAAGAAAAAGACAGAUGAUGAUAAGAAGAAGGACGAUGAAAAGAAGGACAGUGACAAAGAUGAAAAGAAAGAUAAAGACGAUAAAAAAGAUGAGGAGAAGAAAGACAAAGAUAAGAAGGAUAAAAAAGAGAAGAGAAAAUUCCGGACGGUGAUGCCCGACCUGCUGCUCUCGUGUAUCUACUUUGACCAGAACCACUGCGGCUACAUUGUGGACAAAGAUGUGGAGGAGAUUGUACAUACCAUUGGGCUUAACCUCUCACGCGCUCAGGUGAAGAAGCUGGUACAGAAGGUGUUGUCCCGGGACUCAUUCUACUACCGCAAGUUGACGGACGAGGCAAUAGGGGAGGAGGAUGAGGCCACACCCAAAGUGGAAGUGGAGGUUGAUCUCGAGAAACUAGCUUCAGGCAACAGGGAACUCCUGUCAUCCCCUAAGAAGGACGAACCCUCAACGCCUGGCAGGAGGGGUCGCGGGGCCACCACCAAGUCUGAUGAGCCCCUUACUGGCAUGGUGAUGUACAAUGGGGCCAUGCUGGAUAUUGACAGUCUGCUGGAGAGGCUAACCAAAGGAGAUAAUUCCAUCGCCGACUAUGAGAAGAAAGUGGUUGAACUGGAGGAAGAAAAGGAACAAGCCAAGAAAGACUUGAAGCGCAAAGAAGAAGCCAACUCGAAAUUAGCAUCUGACCUCAAAACCACAAAGCACGAGCUUUCCGUGCAACUCAAGAUUACGAACAGCUCCGAGUCCAACAAUAGAAAGUACCUAUCUGCGCUGAUGGAGACGCAGAACUUUGUGCAGAAUCUUGCGAACACGGUGACGGGCGCCCUCGGAGAUAUGGCCAGCAUUAAGGUGGAGAGGGUUACUGACGUGAAGGACGAGCCCAUAGAAAAUGGCGAUUGAUUUUGUAGGACUUUGAUGUUGGAUCAUUUAAAAUAUUGGGAUUAAUCACAGGAUUUAAAACUGUACUUAUGACAAUAAAAAUCACACAUGAUGGUAGACUUCCAAAGUUUCGUAAUUCAGCUAAAAGAUGGAUGUACAUGAUACAUGAACAUGUAUAAUAAGUCUACAGCACUGUAUGAGUCAAUGUUUAUGGGGAUUCCAAAAUGUAGGUUUAGUCUUUGUUUGUUAUUGUUUGGUUUUGUACAAGGAAUGUGUUCUUUUAAAAGUUGUUUUAAUGCAUUACAAUCAAUAUGAAUGUUUUGUGUUAGUUAUGGUGAACACAGGAUCAUGUUUGUAGGAAGCAAAUCUAGAUUUGUUCUUAUCGAAGUGCCAUACCGCAAUAUUCAACAAUGUUCCUGCGUAAAUUUCAAGUCAUUGUUAUCACACUUUUAAUAAGUUUGAUAUCAUGCAUAUAAAUAUAAACAACAUAACAAAAGACAAGUGUAAUUUAUAUCUCGAUCUGAAAUUGAUAACUAAAAAAAAACACAACAGAACAUUGUAAAUGUGUUUUUGUCUGCCAAAUUUGCAUGAAAUUCUUUAAAUGGCCAAAUCACUCUGAAAUCUGAUACGAUAUUUGAAAAUGUUGCAACAUGGAUGUUUUUGCUUAAGGAUGUUUUUCUUGUUUGAUAUUACCGAAUGUUUAUGUUUACCAUUUUACAAUGUGCUAUAAUAUAUAAGAUUAACCAUUACGUUCAUUUUAUGUUUUGUCAAGAGGUCAUUAAUUGGAAUCAUUCAUGAAGUGUUCUCUAUUUUCAUCUCUCAUCAAUUAUGCCCGCAAACAGCUAUAAUUCUAUAUUAAAUUGUGUUAACAAUAAAACAUCAUGUAUUUGUAUGAAACAUUUGUAUGUUGUAAUAAAAUCUCAAUUCGUAACCUGGUUUAAGCUUUGUGUAAUAAAUUGAAAAAUAAAUAUGGCUCACUGUCA